Molecule: messenger RNA, 1081 nt
Organism: Solanum verrucosum
Lineage: Eukaryota; Viridiplantae; Streptophyta; Magnoliopsida; Solanales; Solanaceae
Product: trans-resveratrol di-O-methyltransferase-like
Exons: 2
Coding region: 23-1081 (352 amino acids)
Biological process (GO): methylation
Molecular function (GO): O-methyltransferase activity; protein dimerization activity; S-adenosylmethionine-dependent methyltransferase activity
Source: RefSeq, a predicted model, not a curated record
AGUAGUAAUAAGUAUCACAAAAAUGGCAUUGCCUAAUAAUGAUAUUGGAGACGAAACUAGACAAGUUCUGGCCGCUCAGGCACACAUAUGGAACCAUAUAUUCAACUACAUCAACUCCAUGUCACUUAAAUGUGCAAUUCAACUUGAAAUUCCAGAUAUCAUCCAUAGCCAUGGCCGACCCAUGCACCUCUCCGAUUUAGUAGAGGCCCUCCCCAUCAACAAUAAUGAUAAGGCUAAAACUCAUGAUUGUGUUUACCGUCUCAUGCGUAUUCUAGUUCAUGAUGGCUUCUUUAUUCAACUAGCUGAGGAGGGCUAUUUACUUGCUCCGACCUCACGUCUCCUCCUCAAAGAUGAAACUAUGAGCAUGAUCCCGUUUUUGAAUUUGCAACUAAAUCCAAAUUCGAUGGAUUCAUGGCAUUCUCUCAGCAAAUGGUUCAACAACGUCAGUGACGAUUCUAAUAGUACUCCAUAUGCAACCGCUCAUGGCAUGCCAUUUUUCAAAUAUGCAGAGAAUGAAGCAAGAUUUAACCAUAUAUUUAACGAAGCCAUGGCAAGUGAUGCCCGUUUGGUCAUGAGUGUGUUGAUUCAAAAUGGUAAGGGGCUAAUUUUUGAAGGGUUGAAAUCAUUGGUGGAUGUUGGAGGGGGUACUGGAACCGUAGCUAAAGCUAUUGCGGAUGCAUUUCCACAAAUAAAUUGCACUGUCUUUGAACUCCCUCAUGUAAUUGAAGGGCUAGAAGGAAGCAAGAACCUGAACUUUGUGGGAGGAGAUAUGUUUAACUCCAUUCCCUCUGCCAACGCAAUUUUACUUAAGUGGAUAUUACAUGAUUGGAGCGACGAAGAUUGUAUAAAAAUAUUGAAGAAAUGUAAAGAAGCAAUUCCAAGUAAGGAGAAUGGAGGAAAGGUAAUCCUAAUUGAAAUAGUGAUGGAUCAAAACAAAGACGACAAGUCAUAUGUAACUCAACUCUUUCUGGACAUGCUUAUGAUGGUUAAUGCUACUGGAAAAGAAAGAAGUGAACAAGAAUGGGCAAAACUUUUCGUCGAUGCUGGUUUUAGUGACUACAACAUUAAGAUCGGUGAUUGA